AUGAAAGGAAUUAAAUUGUAAUAAUAUGCUUCAGGCGAAGAAAAAACUUAAAUGAAUACAUUUUAUUGCCUUAUAUGCAAUUAAGAGGCGAGUAAUAGAUAACUUGUAGAUUUUUAAAAGCCAUCUUAAGGAUAAUAUUAAGAAUAAAUAUAUGAUAGGAUUUAAGCUAACAAUAUUUAUAAAACUGAUAAUGCUAAAUAGCAUUACAUUAAUAUUUUCUGUUAAGAUUGCGAAUAAAAGUUUAAUACUUAAGAAAAUCAACUAGAUAUUUUUAGGAAACUUAUUGGUUUCUUUGAAGAUAGUAGAUAUUAAAGUAGCUAAGAAUGUAAUAACAAUUAGGCAUAAGUUAAAGAUUAAAAAAAGCUUAAAAUAAAAGAUUUAAUUAGACUUAUAAUGCAUAUGUUCAAUGAGAUUACUGGCAUAGCAUAAAUAGUUUACUCAUCUUUUCUUUAUAAUCCAAUUUUAUAAAAUAGCCUAUAAUAAGAAAAAAACCUCAUUUAUAACAGUAAAUUGCAAAAGUUUAUCUGUGAACAUUAAAAAUAUUCAGUGUAAAACGAAUCUAAAAAGGAUUCUUUUUUAGAUAAGGAUUGUAUGUAAAUUAAUUAAAUAGCUCAAGAUGAGUGCUUAGAAGCUGAUAAAGAAGGAUAAGAUAAGAAAUUUAUUAAUAAUUUUUAUAUGGAUUCACCAUUUACUAAAGCCCCAAAAAGAAAGUUCAAGCAGUAAUCAGUGGAUAUUCAGGACACACAGUUAGAUUCUUUAAAAUAUACUGCAAACAACAGAAAACAAUAAGCAAAUGAAUCAGAUAGAUUUUGCUUAUUUAGUGCCUCUCAAGAUUUCUUGUAAUAGAGAGAUUAAGAAAUUAAUUAGAAAGUAAAUAAAUCUGUUGAACAGAUUGAAUUGAACUUGCUAUCUAAAAAACCUAAAUAAAAUAGUACAAAACCUAAUAUUCCAUAAUUACCAUCUAAAAGGUAUUAAGGUACUCAUAAGUCAGUAGGCAAUUCUGAAUAAAUGUAAAAAUUAAAAUCGACAAAUGCAAAUAAUACACUUAACAUAUCUAUAUAAAGUAAUAUUGAUUUUGGAAAUAAUAGCUUUUUUACCUAGAGUCCAUCAGUGAUACAUAUGAUGGGAACUUAAUCUAGUCAAAAUCAAAGUAUAACUAACAAUAAUAAUAAACUUUUUUAAGAAUUUCACUCUUCUAAAAAUUCAGCUCAGUAAAUUUUAUUUGGAGAAGGUCCAGCAAGCAAAAAGCUUCUGGAUAUCAAAUAAAGCUUACAAAAAUAAAUAAAUUAAUCCUCAAAUUAUUUAAAUAAAAAGAAUAAUUUAUAAAAAUUAAAUAAUCACAGCUCAGAUUAAAUAUAAACUAGUUAAUUAUAAAAGGCAAAUAUCAUAAAAAGAUCAUCUCUUAUUUUAAAUGAUUCAAAACCAAUGGAUAAAAAAAAAAUUGAAUUGAACCAUUUCUAAUUUUACUCAAGCAACAAUAUUCAGAAUGAGUAAUUCAUGAAUGAAAAUACUAACUAAGUGUUAAUAAAUUGUAAUUCUUAAAAUAAAAAAAUUAAAAACGAUUUAAAGAAUAGUAGCUCAUAACUUCCAGUAUCUUAAAAUUCAUCUUAGAAUUGUGUUAAUUCUACAAACUACAUAUCAAAUAAAUCUAAAUCUUCUGAUGGAAGUGCUCUAGAAAAUGUUUAGCUAACUGAAAGAGCUUCUUCAUCAAUGAACGUUACUACUGUUUAAAAUGAAAUGCAAGCAAAUAAUAUAUAAGAUGUCAGCAGUAUUUAAGGAUUUAUAAAUUUAGCUUGUGAAGGUUCGCCUCAAACUCCUACAAAUUAGUCUGAAAUAAAUAUCAGCUAAUAUAAAGACUUCUAUAAAAAUGAAAAUUAAAAUUAAGCUUUAGGAAAAGAUAAGAAACCAGAAUUGUCCAAUAAUAUUCCUAAAACUUUAAAAUAUAGAAAAACAACAAGUAAUUAGAAUGUGACAAAUAAUAUCCUUUUUAAUUAGGAGAAUGUAACACAAGAUUAACAAAUCCUAAAAGAUGAUGAAGAUUGUACUAUGGAUAAAAAAUAUAAAUUUUACAAAUUUGGUUUUAAUUCAAGUAAUGAUAAUAGCAUCAUGGGAGGACUAAAGAGUUUAAAUAAUUCUGUGAAUAUGUCAUAUUUAAAUAAAACUAUUAUAAAUGAUAAUAAUCUUUCUCAGUCAACCAUCAUGAAUAAUUCUAAAUAUCACACAACUACACCUAUACAAGAAAAAAUUAUCAUUAAAAGUUUAAUGAAAAGUGAAUAUGGUUCAAACUUUAACAAUAGUGGCUUUCAUUUUGAAAGAGUAGGUGUUAUUAAUGAAGCAAAAUACAUUAUUAGUGCACAGUGGUGGAGAGAGUGGAUGGAAUACGUUGGGUUUAAUGAAAGUGCCUAAUGCUUUUAAGAGAGCGAUAUUUAGAUUCGCAAAGAGCGUCCUAAAAAGCUGAAAAACAAAUGUUUGUUAAAGGGAGAGUAAUUAUACAAUUUUAAAAAUACAAAAAAUAUCGAGUUAAAAGAGAAUCUCUUAGAACACUAUGACUAUGAAGCAGUACCUAAAUCGAUCUUUUGUUAUAUUAAAAUGUGGUAUGGAGUUGACUACGAAAUAAUUAGAUUCUUAAAAUAUGAUGCCUCUUAACCUGUAGAUAAAUCAGUCUAUCUUGAUUUAUAUCCAGAAAAAAUACUUGCUUUCUCUCUGCCAAUAGGGAUUAGAAAAAGAUCUAAAAAUAGCACAAUAGGAUCAACGAAUACUGAGAAAACAAAUAACUUGAGAGAAGGAUAAACUCAGAUUUCUUAAUCAAAUAAAACUCUCCCUUCAAAAGCUAAUAAAAAUGAAAAGUUAAGCUUGACAGAAAAUAAUAUAAGUAGCACAUCUCUUUCUAGAGCUAAUAAAUAUGAAGACAAACGAACAAAUUAAAAAAAUAGAAAUCACCAAAGCUUAGAUAUUGAUAAAAUAAGUGUAACUAUGAUAGAUUCAAAUAAGAAAACUGUUUAAAAUGAGUAAAAUGACACAAUUGUAGGACAUAAUUCUUAACGGUCAGUGGCUUAAGAAAAAUCAAAGGCUUGUAAUAUUUUUUGA
This is a messenger RNA of Tetrahymena thermophila SB210, 3087 nucleotides long. Its product is annotated as DUSP domain protein. The transcript is spliced from 4 exons. Lineage: Eukaryota; Ciliophora; Oligohymenophorea; Hymenostomatida; Tetrahymenidae. Gene Ontology annotation, molecular function: cysteine-type deubiquitinase activity. The record is from RefSeq and is a predicted model, not a curated record.